Drosophila erecta is the source of this 724-nucleotide messenger RNA. RefSeq lists its product as uncharacterized. The coding region runs from base 58 to 531 and encodes 157 amino acids. The transcript has a single exon. Lineage: Eukaryota; Metazoa; Arthropoda; Insecta; Diptera; Drosophilidae. The record is from RefSeq and is a predicted model, not a curated record.
UAUAUAAACGUUGCGCUGAGACCAGCAGGACACCAGUUCCUUUCCGACAGUCCAAUCAUGAAGUACCGAAUGUUGAACAAACGCAAGCAGGCGACUCCCUCGCCAGUGAGAGAAUCCGACGCAGAAGACCUGUCCAUGGCCAACCACAGUGCUCUGGAAAUGGAGGCGGCUGCCGCUCUCUUGUUGCUCCGCUACCAAUAUGAUCGACAAGUGUGCAACAGCAUUAUAUCCUACACGGAGUCCUGCUCUCCGACUCCACCGCCUGCAGUUGCCGAUAACACGACGCCAAAGGAUCAGACUGUUCGUCCGACAGUCGCGAGUCAGCCGUUGAAGAAACGCUCCAUACCAUCGCACCUUCUCAGGAGAUCCCUGACACCGGCUAAAUCCGAGACUUCAGUCAGCAACAAGUCGAUAGUCAAAGCCAAAACGAGGACUCCAAUUCCCAGUAAGGAGCGCAACUGCAACAGGUCCUUGCUCAAGUCCUGCAGAAAUAUGAUUCGCGAGUUUUUGGACAAUCAGGAGCUUAUCUAAAAGUUAAGCUACCUAUCCUGGGAUAACCGCCUGAAACCAAUUAUAUAUUUUUAAUUUUACUCAAAUCCAGAUUUUAGAAAUCUUCGCUUUAAAACGCCACAGUGAAUUGCACGAUUGCAGAAAAGAACUAUAAAUGAAUUUUUAUAAAUAAAUGUAGCCCAGUAAACUACAAUCCCAAUUGAGGCCCAAGAAA